AUGAUCUCUGUACUGAAACUCAGUAUGUUAGCACUUUCCUUUUACUCCACACUGGCUGAAGCGAAGACGGGCACCCGCGCCUUUCAGCAAAGUAGUGGUGGUGGUGCUGUCAUCAUUCCUACUCAAUCAUCAUUCAAUACCGAACAAGAGGAUGGACUCUUGGUGAAUCCACAACUCACCGAGUCACCACUUUCUAUUUUGGCAGACGACUUUGACCAUGCAAUGGUCGUCAUGAAUCAAGAUGAUAAUGACAUUCAUGUCGGAAAUCUUCUCUCGGCCUGCGAGAAACUCCAAUCCACAAUUCGGGAAUUGGGCUUUGUCAGCUCGGCCAACGACAUGGCCAGUAACAUUGCUAAAGUCCGAAAUACCUACUCCAAACUUCCAAUUACCCAACGAGACUCCAUGCCUGCUCUAUUGAAAUACGAACAAGAUGUAGGCAUUACCGAAAAGGACAGAAUCAAGGAUUCUAGUGCCACCAUGGGAAUUUUGUGGCUCGGUCGCUCUAUAAACUAUCAACGCGAUAUGUUCCUUUACAUAUUGGAACACCCAGAAGCCAGUCCUUAUGAUGCCGCCAGUCAUGCCUACGGUGCCACAGUCAAGCCACACUUGUCCUGGCCAUUGCAACGGCUUGGACAAGCUGCACUCAACGGUCUUCGUUCUAUGCAAAAGGAAACCAUCCUCGCACACAUGGGAGGAUUUGACGAAAAAGAAUAUAACAGUGCCAAAGACUGUGCUACCAGGCAACGGAUGAGACGAGUCUUGGCCUCUUGGAAUCCAAUCAUUCGCAGAUGGAACCAAGUGCUAGAGGACAUGGGCCUUGAGAAACUGUGA
Molecule: messenger RNA, 831 nt
Organism: Cylindrotheca closterium
Lineage: Eukaryota; Bacillariophyta; Bacillariophyceae; Bacillariales; Bacillariaceae
Source: the annotation of a GenBank genome assembly